Gigantopelta aegis is the source of this 1642-nucleotide messenger RNA. RefSeq lists its product as uncharacterized. Gene Ontology annotation, molecular function: protein dimerization activity; DNA-binding transcription factor activity, RNA polymerase II-specific; RNA polymerase II transcription regulatory region sequence-specific DNA binding. The transcript has a single exon. Bases 665 to 1519 code for a protein of 284 amino acids. Lineage: Eukaryota; Metazoa; Mollusca; Gastropoda; Neomphalida; Peltospiridae. The record is from RefSeq and is a predicted model, not a curated record. Gene Ontology annotation, biological process: regulation of transcription by RNA polymerase II; developmental process.
UAACGUUGGCUUCAUUGUACAAUCAUAAAUUUAUCCGGAGGUUGCUAUAACACAUAUAAGCAUAUAGUUAUUAUUUUCCAACAUGUUUUCUUAGUCUGGAGUGUUGGUACAACUAAGACCGAACCAGUCGAUAAGAGAAAAAAAAGACAGGACAAACCGAGUUUAGUAGUAUCAAGAUACAAGUAAGUUUUUUGUUUGUUAAAAAAAACUCACACAAAAACAACAAAAAGAAAGAAAGAAAAGAAAAGAAAGAAAAAAAAUUUAAAAAGAGGAAGAAAAACCCUACAGAGAACUAAAUCGCGGUGCUAUUUCGGGAGAGUUUUUAUAAUUUAAUUUUAAUUUUUUUUUGUUUCCAGUCGAUUAUUGGAUGACUGGUUGAACCUAUUUGAUUCACUGGACCUGUUAUUUAAGCAAAUCAGAAGUUAAUUUCGCCACGCGUAUUUUCCCUGAUUCGUCUUCUACUGUUCUGAUCCCAAACCCAAACGUUUUCAUUAAAUUUGCAAACAGUCUUCCUUAAAUCAAAGAAUCCAAUAACGCGACGCAAAUUGACUUCUAAUGGCAGACGGUGUCAUUUCGCUGGCCGAUUCCUGAUGGCUAGAUGAACGCUUUCUGGCGUGUUUAUUAAACCUUUUAAUUCUUGAAAUGGAAAGAAUGUUGAGGAACAAUGUUCGUUGGAUCUUGGCAUUAUAAUAUGAGUUAUUUCAACCAGCGUGCAAACGCGAGCCCCUUUUCGUCAUCGGAAGUCAGCUACGUGAACACCACAGAUUGCAGCUGCAGUCUUUAUUCAGGGCAAGGUUCCGCAAAACCUUUUCCGACAGCAUCGGCGAUGAUACCGACAUCAAACGACGUCUCUUUUGUUCACAACGACACCGCCGGAUACGUCGGGCACACCGGACACGCCGGUCACGGCCAACUGAAUGAACAGCUGCACGGAAACGACCGAGUGUUCAGCAGCAACAACAGUCACAACGGCUACAACGUCCAUACGGAUGACAGCUACUACUACGCGGCGUAUGGCAACGGCGUCGACGACCAUUCAAGACAACUGUCGCCGGGUCCCGCGCCGCCUUACUGCUACAGGUACGACGAAAAUGGCGAUUUGAAACCACGCAAACGACGGCUGCCGAGCGUCUCGCAGCGUCGGGCCGCCAACGUCAGGGAACGUCGUCGGAUGCUAAAUUUGAACCAAGCCUUUGAUGCCCUGCGUCGACGCAUCCCGACUUUCGCGUACGAAAAGCGACUGUCUAGAAUCGAGACUCUACGUCUUGCCAUUGAAUACAUCACGUUCAUGACUGAAAUAAUCAAAGGCAAAGAUCCUUGUGACGUCGCGCUUAAAAUGUAUUCGUCCAUGGAACUCGAUACCAGCAUCCCGAGUCUAAGUGAUCGACUUUGCAAUUUCCACUGCAGUGCGCUAAUGGAAGGGCAGGAGCGCUGCGCAGUGACAACCGGAAGUGGUCGUUCGAGCGAAAACGAAAAGUACAGUCCGGUUAGUGAUAAUGAAGUUGAUUACGACAAGUGAUAAACCGACCGUCUUUAAUAACUUUUUAAAAAAGUUGUUGUAAUGUUUUUGCUGUUGUUGUUAACAACCAAGGGUUUGACAAUAUUUUUCGAAGCUAUGUUAUUAAAAUGUGUGCUAACAUCA